ACACGAAGAAGAGAAGGAAGGGACGGUCUUGUUUUUGGAGCUGCUACACGCAGCAGGCCCGCUGCCGAAAUGCGCAUCGAAAAGUGUUAUUUCUGUUCGGGACCAGUGUACCCCGGUCACGGGGUUAUGUUUGUACGAAACGACUGCAAGACUUUCAGAUUCUGCAGAUCCAAAUGCCACAGGAACUUCAAGAAAAAGCGUAACCCAAGAAAAACAAGAUGGACUAAAGCAUUCAGAAAGGCAUCUGGGAAAGAGCUGACAGUUGACAACGCUUUGGAGUUUGAGAAACGCAGAAAUAUUCCUGUUAAGUACAACAGGGAGCUGUGGAACAAGACAGUGGACGCAAUGAUGAAGGUGGAAAAAAUAAAACAGAAACGACAGGCACAGUUUAUCAUGAACAGGUUGAAGAAGGGCAAAGAGUUGGAGAAAGUAGAGACCAUCAGCGAAGUGAAGAAAAACAUUCACCUCAUCAAAGCACCACAUGCAGGAAAGGCCAAACAGUUGGAAGACAAAAUGGUGCAAAGAUUACAAGAAGACAUGGAAGUUGGGGAUGAAGAUAAUUUAUCUUAAAUCCAAAUGUUUUGUUUCUUUGGGUAAACUUCAGUUAUUUUAUUUUUUUCAAUUGGUGUGUUUCAACUUUGAAUUUGAUCUGGCUGUGAAAGGACAAUAGUGUACCUGCUAAGAAAACCCUUCCUGUUUGUUUUUUUUUUGGGAUGUGGAGCCUUAUUCAUUCUGUGAUCUAAAAUCAUCAGGUUGCACUUAGGAAACGGUAUAAAAUGUCCAAAUCAACAAUAAAUGUUUGUUUUAGUGGAAAA
This is a messenger RNA of Oryzias latipes (Japanese medaka), 815 nucleotides long. It is a transcript of the gene rsl24d1, whose product is annotated as ribosomal L24 domain containing 1. Gene Ontology annotation, cellular component: nucleolus. Gene Ontology annotation, molecular function: structural constituent of ribosome. The record is from RefSeq and is a predicted model, not a curated record. NCBI's taxonomy places the organism in Eukaryota, Metazoa, Chordata, Actinopteri, Beloniformes, Adrianichthyidae. Gene Ontology annotation, biological process: ribosomal large subunit biogenesis.